Molecule: messenger RNA, 1969 nt
Organism: Purpureocillium takamizusanense
Lineage: Eukaryota; Fungi; Ascomycota; Sordariomycetes; Hypocreales; Ophiocordycipitaceae
Product: 4-hydroxysphinganine ceramide fatty acyl 2-hydroxylase
Exons: 3
Coding region: 590-1738 (382 amino acids)
Biological process (GO): lipid biosynthetic process; fatty acid metabolic process
Cellular component (GO): endoplasmic reticulum; membrane
Molecular function (GO): iron ion binding; heme binding; fatty acid 2-hydroxylase activity
Source: RefSeq, a predicted model, not a curated record
CGAACGGCUCUGUAAACCGGUAGCGCUACUAUUGUCGUCGAUUAGCCACUUCACAUAUACAGUUUACUCAACUAUCUUAUAUCUAUCCAUGGCACAAGUUCCUGAACAGACACCCCAUCUACGGCUGCCGUCCGAGCGAACGUACAACAAAUACAUACGCCUUCCCAUAUGUCCUGUUGCAUUUCAAGGAUGCAUAACUACCCGACGACUGGAGAGACGGUCGGUUUGAAUUAGCACGUCUUUGCUAGCUUACUCAUGCGUCAGCUGAGGGCACGAGCGUCGUGACAGCACAAGUGGAUAAACAGCGGACGACCGAAGGCGUCUGGCGGAGGAUCAGAGCGAUGUUCUCCUUCUGCGAGGAGCCUAACCUUCAGAAUUGAGAUGAUAUAUUCGCCCUGAUUGGACAUGAUGGAAGUCCCUCUGUGGGGCCAGUUGAAACGACUAUCUUCUGGCGCUUUAAAAGGGUCGCCAUCGCUGCUGUGACCAUUUCGCUUUUGUUCUGGGUAUGAGUGCCGCCCUGGAACCUCCUUUCUUCCACGCGCCGUCUCGUUUCUCCUAUCGCUGACGUUCCGAACGUUCCGACAUCACAAUGCCAUCCCGAACGCUGCCGACGUUUACUCGCGCCGAGGUGGAAUCGCACGCGUCCGCCGCAUCGUGCUUCGUUGCCAUCGGCACUAAGGUGUACGAUGUGACGGAUUUUGUCGACGAUCAUCCUGGCGGUGGCGACUUGCUGCUGCAGUAUGCCGGCAAGGAUGUCGGGGACAUCUUGAAGGGCCCGACUUCACAUCCGCAUUCGGAGGCCGCGCACGAUGUUUUGGAUGAAUUGCUAGCCGGUCUUAUGGUCCCAGAAAAGGCUGUGGGCGCCAACAGCUUCGCGCAUCCUAAGGCCGAGGCCAACGGCGCGUUGAACGGCUCUGUGGCCACCGAACCGUCCACAUUCUAUGUCCACCCUCGAACUGGUAUGUCCUGCGAAGAGGAUUUGAGCAGGGAGACGGAUAUCUCCCAGGACUACAGGAAAUACAAGUUCCUGGAUCUCAACCGGCCACUCUUCCUCCAGGUCUGGAACGGCCGCUUCAGCAAAGAGUUUUACAUGGACCAGGUCCAUCGCCCACGACAUUACAAGGGUGGUGACUCGGCCCCGUUGUUUGGAAACUUCCUCGAGCCGCUCACCAAGACUCCAUGGUGGAUGGUGCCGACCAUUUGGCUGCCGUGCGUCUGCUACGGAGUCUAUCUGGCAAACCAAGGCCACGAGAGUCCCCUCAUCACUGCCGCCUACUGGGUGUUUGGUGUGCUCCUGUGGACAUUAAUCGAAUACUGCAUGCACAGAUUCCUCUUCCAUAUCGAUGACUAUCUGCCCGACAACAGGGUCGGCAUCACCGCGCACUUCUUGCUCCACGGCAUCCACCACUAUUUGCCCAUGGACAAGUACCGUCUAGUCAUGCCGCCUGUGCUUUUCGUUGUGUUGGCUACUCCCUUCUGGAAGCUAUACCAGUUCGUCUUCGCGUAUAACUGGUACGUGGGCACUGCCGUGUACUGCGGCAGCGUCUUUGGCUACAUCUGCUACGACUUGACCCAUUACUUCCUGCAUCACGAGAAUCCCUCGCUGUGGUUCGGGCGGCUGAAGAAGUACCAUCUCCAGCAUCACUUCCUCGAUUACGACCUCGGCUUUGGCGUCACCAGCAAGUUCUGGGACACAAUCUUUAGCACAGAGCUGCAGCCCUCCAUCAAGACCAAAUGAGCCAUCCUCGGUGGUCUGGUUGCCUCUGCGCAUUCCCGUCGACUGUAAUCGAAAUAGGUUGGCUAGAGGUGUCAGUGGCAGCGACAUUGUCGAUUUUGGUGGCGGCUAGCAGUCGUUUGUUGAGGGCGUCUGAACACUGGAUACAACUUACAAGGUGCAUCAUACUGAUACGCAUACGGAGGUGUAACAGAGAUAUCGACCACCCCCUAGUAGCAAUCGACUAUCUGGUCC